Messenger RNA from Schizophyllum commune H4-8, 2805 nucleotides. RefSeq lists its product as uncharacterized. The transcript is spliced from 11 exons. Gene Ontology annotation, molecular function: protein binding. Bases 1 to 2805 code for a protein of 934 amino acids. Lineage: Eukaryota; Fungi; Basidiomycota; Agaricomycetes; Agaricales; Schizophyllaceae. The record is from RefSeq and is a predicted model, not a curated record.
AUGUACUACCUUGACGAGGGGGACUGCGUCGCGCGGGCGGAGAACACGCUGUUCCGAUUCCACUCCUCUCAUUUGCAGCGCGACACAACAUACUUCGACAGCGACAUUGCCAAACUGAAUGCUAGCUCUGGAGGAAGCCCUGUCGGCUCCACUAACGAUAACCCACUCGCGCUCGACGAUGUCCGGGCCCCGGAUUUUGAGAACCUCCUAUGGUUCUUCUACGAGUCCGCGUAUAAGUGGUCCGACCCCGUCGAUGCCACCCUCACACCGAAGUGGGAAUCCAUUUUAGCGCUUGCUGAGAAAUUCAGCAUGCGGUGCGUAGCGAAGGUCGCCUGCCACGCCUUGGACAGUGCAAACGCUCUCGGAGAUGUACGCAAGAUUGCGCUUGCUGUCAAGCAUGGGCUGGGUAAGGAAUGGGUUCUUGAGGAGCUGAAGCACACUGUCUCGCGCGAUGCGCCUCUGACCAGUGACGAGGUAGCCGAGAUCGGGUCCCCGACUCUCGUGGCCUCUCUGGCCGCUGCGCAUGGACUGCUACACCCUCUGCCCCCGGCGAAAGCCCCUGGUUGCGAUCCGCUUGAUCUGGAUGCUCUGGAAUGCCGGGCGUGCAAUGGUCUGAAGACUUGUGAUGGGAGGAAUCACACUUGUCCACCCUUUAAUCUACACACCACGCCCUGUCCUAAGCGAGAUGGACAGCCGCUCCAAGCACCUCUGCCAAAUGUAGAGACCGUCCUCUCGGACGUGGACCUUGGACCAACGCCGAAAGGUACGCUUGUAACUUUCCACGCUGAGGUCUCUGUCUUCUCUGUAGAUCCGUAUAGCUUGAGAAGGGCGUCUGAGGUCUUCGCUGGCAUGAUCAGUAUCCCCAAGUCCAGCGACAGCGCCACGGAAGGCAGCAGUGCGGCUGAGCCUAUCAAUGUCGAUGUCAAGGCGCACCUAUUUCGCGGUUUUGUCUGGUUCAUUUACGAUUCGCCGUACGAAUGGACGCAUGAGGUGGAUCCCACCUCUGCGGACCAGUGGGAGAAUGUGCUUGCUUUUGCGGAUAUCUUCGGCAUGGACGAGAUCGCCCGCGUCGCUGUGUAUGCACUGGACCGCCACUACAGCCUUUCCGAUAUACGGAAGAUAUCUCUGUGUAUCCAGCACGACAUCGGUAUAUCGUGGGCGAUGGAGGCCAUCAAGCGCGUCUGUCUUCGCAAAGAUCCUCUCAGCAAAGCGGAGGCGCGCGCGUUGGGAUUAGACGUGGCAGUCGACAUCGCGGCCGCACGCGAUGCAGCAUUUUUAAAGGCCAGACCUAUCAUUAGUACUGCAGAGAACAUACUCUUCCGUUUCCACUUCUACCACCUUUACCGCGCCACAUCAUUCUUCGAUAAAUACAUCGCCACUCUCGAAUCUCCCGAAGGAGGCUACAGCGACGCCAAGCCGCUCUUACUCGAUAAGGUGAAGGCUCGCGAUUUCGAGCAUCUGCUUUGGUUCUUCUAUGAAUCGGCGUAUAAGUGGUCUGGCAUCGUCGACCAGCUGCCCUCAACUCAAGAAAAAUGGGAGUCGAUUCUACUGCUCGCUGAGCGGUACAAGAUGAGGCAGGUAGCGAAGGUUGCCUGCUAUGCGCUUGGCCGUGCUUCCGCGCUUGGGGACGUACGAAAGAUAGCCCUCUGCGUAAAGCACGACAUGGGCAAGGAGUGGAUUACAGAAGAGUUGAUGCGAGUGAUAUCCCGCGAUGAGCCCAUAUCGGUGGACGAGGCGAGAUACCUGUCUCCGAUGACGAUGGCGGUACUGUGCGCCGCUCGAGAGUCAAUGCGCUACAAGCCCUCCUUGGUCGUCGCUCCCGCGUGCAAGACAUACCAAAAAUGUACGAUUUGCGUCCGGGAGAGCAGGGCAACGUGCAAAAACGGCGUGCACGACUGCUCGUAUACGGGUAGUCAUAUGACGGUGUGCCCAGCGAGAGACCGAUUUACUCUCGCAGCGGAGCUACCAGAGGUCGCUACCAUCGUGCAAGACCUCAACUUGGACGUACCACAGCCAGUGGCGAGCUCUUUGAUCCCCCGCAUACCGCUGAAGGACACGCGAGAUACAUUCUUUAAGGUACAAGAUGACAUUCUCUCUGUUCAUUCGUACCACCUGAAGAAGGCUUCGAAGACCUUUGCUGACAUGUUUGGCCUACCAACCGAUGACGCAUCCAACGAGGGACGCCUUAAGGACAACCCGAUCGUACUCAGCGUCAAAGCCCAGCAAUUCGAACAUUUCAUUUGGUUCCUUUACGAAUCGCCAUACGCGUGGACCUACCAGUCUGACUCCGACUUGACAAAAACGUGGGAAGAUGUCCUCGCUCUUGGGGACAUGUUCAACAUGCCCGAGGUCUGUAGCGUGGCUACGUAUGCGUUAGACCAUAACGGCGAUCUUCCUGAUAUACGGAAGAUAUCCCUCUGUGUUCGGCACAAUAUUCCCGCAUCAUGGGCGCUAGAAGCGAUCAAGCGUAUCUGUCUGCGUCAAGGAGCACUCACUGUGGCGGAAGCCCGCGACAUUGGGCUUGAUAUGACGGCAACCAUCGCUUCGCUUCGCGAGUGGGCGUUUGAGACAACGUAUGGCGGAGGGGUCAGUCCUUCGUACGCUUUCUUGCGCCCCCGAUGUGGACUGACCAGCUUGAUGCUUACAGAUCGGAAUCGCGCCUGCGAACAUGCCGCUUAUGGAGUUCAAGAUUUCAACAGCCAUAAACUCUCUGUUCUGGCAACAGAUCUCGUCUUUCCAUACAACAUGACCUUGAAUGAUAAGCGCGAGGUCGUUGUACCUGUCUUUCCCGCAUGGCCAAUAUGA